CAUCGGCGUUAAUUCUAUUUUUUCUUUUUUUGAAUUUCCCAAGCAACGUCUUUAUCCAUUAUUACUGUCUUUGCGCUUGGUUCUUUUUAUUGUUUUUGUUAAACAAUCGCGAGGUGAUUACAUGCAUGCAUGUUUCUCAGCACUACCUACCAGCUGCAGAAGUCGGCUUCUGAAAUCUUAAAGAUUAGAUUCUGAAACACUUCCUGUAUCAUUAUUUUAAUAUCACUUACACCACUGUUUCAUUUUUAAGUUCAUCUGCUUAUUGGUGUUUUGGUGACUUUAGUAACUGUUGAUUUGUAAUCAGGUCUAUUCUUUUAGAACAAACGUGUGCAUGUAUGAUCACUGUAAUCUCCAUCCCAGACAAUAAGUAACGCUCACAUCCUAUUGGUCUUAUAUGUUGCUUUCCUGCAUCAGUUCAUAUGGCUCCGUUUUCAAGGCAAUGCACAAGGAAUCAGGUCAAGUUGUCGCCAUUAAACAAGUACCAGUCGAUACUGAUCUGCAAGAGAUAAUCAAGGAAAUAAGUAUGAUGCAGCAGUGUGAUAGUCCCUAUGUUGUCAAGUAUUAUGGAAGUUAUUUCAAGAACACUGAUCUUUGGAUUGUUAUGGAGUUCUGUGGUGCAGGAUCUGUCUCGGACUUAAUGAAAAUAAGAAAUAAAACUUUGAUGGAGGAAGAAAUAGCAUGCAUACUGAAAUACACCCUCAAGGGUUUGGAAUAUCUUCAUUUGAGAAGAAAAAUACACAGGGAUAUCAAGGCAGGAAAUAUCUUGCUUAAUGCCGAAGGUCAUGCCAAGCUUGCAGACUUUGGAGUUGCUGGUCAGCUAACCGAUACAAUGGCAAAAAGAAAUACUGUUAUAGGGACCCCAUUUUGGAUGGCUCCUGAAGUAAUACAGGAAAUAGGUUAUGAUUGUCUGGCAGAUAUCUGGUCGCUAGGAAUCACUGCAAUAGAAAUGGCUGAAGGAAAGCCACCUUAUGCUGACAUACACCCCAUGAGGGCGAUAUUUAUGAUUCCAACAAAACCGCCUCCCACCUUUAAAGAUGCUGACAGAUGGAGUAAAGAAUUCUUAGACUUUGUAAGCAAAUGUCUUGUAAAAAAUCCAGAGGAUAGAGCGACUGCCACGCAGUUAUUACAGCAUUCGUUUAUCCAGGAAGCAAAGUCUGUCAGUAUACUCAAUAACAUGAUCCAAGAAGCGCUGAAUAUUAUGGAAGAAGAAAGUGCGCGAGAGGAAAACGAGGAGGAAGCGGAGGAAGUCGAUGAUCAUAUCGACUCGGGGACAAUUGUGAAGGUUGGCGAUGGUAAUGAUAACACGAUGAUAGUAAACACAGCGUCCAGUGUGCAGAGUCAAGAUACGAUGAUCGUGAACAGUGAGGCAGGUACACUGUUGGAAUCUGAUCUGGGAACAAUGGUGAUUAAUUCUGAUGAAGACGAGGACGCCACGAUGAAAAGAUUGGACAGCGAUGCUAAACAGAACUAUCGUCCUUCAUUUAUGGAUCACUUUGACAGAAUAUUUGAAGCAGGAGGACGGGGAAGCGACUCCGGUGCCAACGGUUCGUCUGGGGAGGACUCCGGGGGACUACUGAGGGGGGCAAAACCUGAAGAUCCGUUUAAACUCAAGAAGGCAGGCCCCCCUGACUUUGAAUUUUUACGGUCACUGCCAUGCGAGGAAUUACAAAGCCGAAUGCAGACACUGGACAUGGAAAUGGAGAAAGAAAUUGAAGGACUCAGAGCGCGAUACCAGGCCAAGAGACAACCUAUUCUUGAUGCGAUGGAGGCGAAGAAGAAGAGACAACAGAACUUUUAGUGAAGUUAAUCAAGCUUGGCGAAGGUUUCAACGCUUAAUACACUCCACAGGGUAUGAAAUGUUGCCUCUGUUCGCAUGACAGUGGUAAAUGUUUCCUCUGUUCGCGUGAAAACGUUGAUGAUAAGUUAAAAUACAUUCCAGAAUGCUUCGAGUUGAUAGAAAUCCUGUUCCUGUUACUCCCGCGAGAACUUAAGCUCAAAUGGUGAGAAUUAGGGCUAUAUUGAGGCUGUUUGCAAAAUUUCUGUGCAAACGAAACCCCGCUAACAUCAACUGAACACAAUAACCCGCAUGUAUGCAUUGCGGUCCUAUGUAGAAAUUCGCGAGGCAAUUCGAGACAACUUUAUUGCUAGUGUCUUUCCUUUUUCCGCCUCUUUCCUGAUCAAGGCAGAGGGGAGGAGAGGGUGAGGAGGAAAUUCUGGACAUAGGGCAGGUUUGAAGACUGCACUGAAUAUCUUGAUAGAGAGUUUUAUUCACCACCAUUUAUUUUGCGGUACCCUAAGAUACAACAUUAAACAGGAACUUAACUUGAUAUUUAAGCAAAUCUCCCAACUAGAAGUGUACAAAAUGUAUAGAGGCCAAAGAGGAGAAUUCGCAUGUUGAGCAUGGAGGUUGAAAAUGGCCAACAGACAGUUUUGCGAGAUGCCAUUUUGAUAUACAUUUUGUAAAAGGAAAUGUAAUCAAAUUGACUCAAGCUUACGGCGGUUGAAUACAAAUGUAGUUGUUUUGGUUGUGUUAUUCCCACAGGACGGACUUUCUGACUGACUGACUGACUGAUUGUCUGUCUGUCUGUGUCUGUCUGACUGACUGACUCACUGACUCACUGACUGAC
This is a messenger RNA of Orbicella faveolata, 2627 nucleotides long. RefSeq names its product serine/threonine-protein kinase 3-like. Gene Ontology annotation, cellular component: cytoplasm. Gene Ontology annotation, molecular function: ATP binding; protein serine/threonine kinase activity. The record is from RefSeq and is a predicted model, not a curated record. Gene Ontology annotation, biological process: protein phosphorylation; intracellular signal transduction; protein tetramerization. Lineage: Eukaryota; Metazoa; Cnidaria; Anthozoa; Scleractinia; Merulinidae.